Molecule: messenger RNA, 2268 nt
Organism: Fibroporia radiculosa
Lineage: Eukaryota; Fungi; Basidiomycota; Agaricomycetes; Polyporales; Fibroporiaceae
Exons: 10
Coding region: 1-2268 (755 amino acids)
Biological process (GO): transcription initiation at RNA polymerase II promoter
Cellular component (GO): transcription factor TFIID complex
Molecular function (GO): RNA polymerase II general transcription initiation factor activity; protein binding
Source: RefSeq, a predicted model, not a curated record
AUGUCCGCAACUACUCCCGCUGCUUCGACCCCUGAAGGGACAUCGCCAACAAAUGCGACUACGACGGUCUCCGACUCUUCUAUUGGUCUCACCGAUCGUGCGAUCAUUGAAUACUUGCGGAGCAAAGGGUACAAGGGAGCUGAGAAAGAAUUCAUUGCCGCUGUCGAAGGUGGCUCUUCUGAAGACAAGGGGAAGAAGCCGGACAUCAGUGCAGCGGCCUCUGCCAUUGCUCAAGACGAAUUUGUUCAAGCGGAGGCGUCUCAAUCUCAAAGAGCUCGCACUGGGAGCAAUGCUCCCCAAGAGCAUCCCGCUGUAUUGCAGGGUUUAGGGAAUACAAGUAACAUACAAACUCUUCUAGCAAGCAUCGACGACGUCGAUGCUGAGGAAAUUCUCUCACUCGACCCCGCCGACAAACAGGAGGGUUUUCGAGAGCUUGAAGCAUGGGUGGACGGGUCUCUGGACAUGUACCGACCUGAAUUCAGACCAAUUUUGUUCCCUAUAUUCUGCCAUUUUUACUUGGACCUAGUGCAAUAUGGGUUUAAGGAUGCCGCAAUCAAAUUUCACACUGAGUUCUCUCCUUCCUUAGCGCCAAUACACCACGCAACUCUACAUCAUCUUGCCACAUUACUCCUUCCUUUUCAUGUCAAAAAUGACGAGCUCGCUCAACGCUUCCGCAACGAAAAAUAUACAAUCCGGAUGAGCCGCACAGGAUUUAGCCUUUUAGUCGGGUGGCUAACCGAAGGUAUUGGUGGAGAGGCAACCGGGCGUGGAGAAGGGUUUGCUGGCGAAAACGGGAAGAGAGGGCGGUCGGCCGUUAUGAGAGUAGUCAAUAACCAUCUACGCUUUGAUGUCGUAUCGUCUACGACGACAUCAAUCUCGCCGAAUGCAUGGGAAGAGUCCACGGGAUUUCUAUCAUCUGCGAUACCACAAACCGAUGGUACUGCAAUCAACGAUCCACAAUCCUUUAAUCAAUCUAAGGGCGGGUUGAAGCUGGGCGAUGCACCCAUCUCGGAAGAGCUUCGAGCUGAGACUGAACGCGUUCUGAAGGAACAAGCCAUGGGCAAUCGUUCUCCUGGGUCGCUUCAUGAUCAUCACCAAUUUAUGCGCACACCAGUCUCGUCCAGCCUUGUUUCACCGUCACAAUCUGAUUUACCUCCCUAUCCUCCUUCCUUCAAAAGUGUUGACGUGAAGCGAGAGAUUGAAAAGGUGCGUGAUGCUAGGAAAUGCAUACGCCUCGAUCGUAUCACUAGCAAUGCGCAUGGAUCGCAUGGAGCCUCGACAAGUACGCUCCCACUGCCCAGUAUAUGCACCUAUACAAUACAUGAUGCGGGUGAGGGAGUGCCAUCCUGCACCUUCUCUCAAGAUACUUCCUUGAUGGCCGCCGGUUUCUCUGAGAGUUAUAUUCGAUCGUCACUUCGUAAGGUGCGCGAGAAAGGCGGAAGCACGACACGGAAACUGGUGGGACAUAGUGGACCGGUGUAUUCUGUUGCUUUCGAUCCCACUGGCGGCUCUGCAACACCUCCCAGAUAUCUGCUGUCGGCAUCAGCCGACGCGACUACGAGAUUAUGGUCUCUCGACACUAUGACAAACGUUGUGGCGUAUCGAGGGCAUCAAAAUCCAGUGUGGGAUGCACAAUGGGGUCCAAUGGGGAUUUACUUUGCUACAGCCAGUAGAGAUCGGACGGCGCGGCUGUGGUCAACCGACAGGACGUCUACAUUGAGAGUUGAAUCUUCCGCCUGCAGUGCGUCCGAUUUCAUCCAAACUCCCUUUAUCUUGCGACUGGGUCUAGUGAUUGGACAGCCCGACUAUGGGACGUCCAGAAAGGGGAUAGUCUCGUCGUUGGCGUUCAGCCCCGACGGUCGUUAUCUUGCUAGCGCUGGUGAAGACCUUGCCAUCAAUCUAUGGGAUCUUGGCUCGGGAAAGCGGAUCAAGAAGAUGACGGGCCACACUGCGUCCAUCUAUUCCCUUGCGUUCAGUGCGGAGUCGCAGAUGUUGGUAUCCGGUGGUGCUGACUGGACAGUGCGGUGUUGGGACGUAGCGAGCCCGGGGGGUCUACCACCUAAAUCGCGUGAGAAUGGUUCCCUCGUGAACGGAUCGGGAGUGGGAGGCACAAUUGACGGGAGCCAUGGAAAGGAAGAGGAAAGUAUCGAGACCACUGAUCUUCUGACCACAUUCCCCACAAAGCGAACACCAAUUAUAAACGCGCAGUUCACGUCACGCAAUCUUUGUCUCGUGGCUGGCCCAUAUCUCGCUCCUGAACAACGAUGA